Messenger RNA from Aspergillus japonicus CBS 114.51, 603 nucleotides. Its product is annotated as nucleobindin SSP120. NCBI's taxonomy places the organism in Eukaryota, Fungi, Ascomycota, Eurotiomycetes, Eurotiales, Aspergillaceae. Gene Ontology annotation, molecular function: calcium ion binding. Bases 1 to 603 code for a protein of 200 amino acids. The transcript is spliced from 2 exons. The record is from RefSeq and is a predicted model, not a curated record. Gene Ontology annotation, cellular component: extracellular exosome; endoplasmic reticulum-Golgi intermediate compartment.
AUGCUCGUCACAGUAGCUACUGCUCUCCUGGCCCUAAGCGGCACUCUUGUCAGCGCCCACGGUUCGCACUCGAAUGACCAGCCACCCUCCUCCGACUGGGCAACACGGCAUAUGCAGGAGGAACAUCACAUCGAUGCCUUCGAUCCCGCCUCCUUCUUCUCCCUCCACGAUUACGAUGCCUCGGGAGUCUGGACCCCCGAAGAAGUGCGCAAGACAUACGGCAUGGACGACGAGUCCAACGCGGGAGUGACAGAGGAUAGCAAAUCGCAAGGCCUCCGCGAAGUCUUCAGCAUCUUUGAUCCCACCAACACGGGCGUCAUCAGUCGCGAUAACUGGAUGCGCCUCAUUGCGGACGGAGCCCGGCUCCCUGAUCUCGGACUCGGACCGGGCCAUCAUGGUGACAUCGAAUACGAAUAUGAGAUCCACCACUUCGAAAAGUUCCACGGUGAAGAUGCAAAGGAGGAGGACCUCACUCACCCCGAGGAUAUCGAACACUUCCGCAGACAUGAUGAGGAGGAUCUUGCCAUGGAGCGCCUCGAACAGCUCGAGAGUAUGCAGAUCGUGGAGGCGAACAUACCCCAAAAGUUCCUCAAGCGGAGCUGA